GUAAUUCUAUAACCUACGUCGCGCGCCCACCAUGUUACGUGCUCGCCCCCUUGCAACCUUCAAGCCUCUUGUGUCAAGGACGUAUGCCACCGCUGCGAGUCCGCAUGCUCUCGUUUAUCUCGAACAUCGGGGAGGUGUAAUCGAACCAGGUUCGCUGUCCGCUUUGACCGCAGCGGAGAAGCUUGGAGGCCAGGUCACCGGUCUCGUCGUAGGUUCCCCGGAAGAGGUGCAGCAGGUGUUGCCUAAGGCGCAGAAGUUGAAGGGUUUGACCAAUCUGCUGCAUGCCUCUUCGCCCAGUUAUGAACCACCAUUACCGGAGACGGUCUCUCCUUUACUCGAGAAGGUCUUACAGGGAUCAUCCUUUACGCAUGUUGUCUCCGCGCACUCCGCAUCCGCAAAGUCACUACUUCCUCGCGUGGCCGCGAAGCUCGACGUUCCAGCUGUUUCUGACAUCACGUCUGUCGAACACGACCGCUCAACAGACAGCACGACCUUCACUCGCCCCAUAUACGCUGGUAAUGCCAUUGCGACAGUCCGCGCAUCCUCAGACAUUGCGCCCAAGUUCUUCACCGUGCGCUCGACCGCGUUCAGCGCUGCUCCAACAGACGGAGCCGAAGUGGAGGCCAAGUCUAUCGAUCCUGUAGAGAUUUCGGGUGCACGGUCCGAACACAUCAAGACCGAGCUGACAAAGUCCGACCGUCCGGAGCUGGGUGCAGCGAGCCGUGUUGUUUCGGGUGGACGCGCUUUGAAAGACGCGAAGACCUUCAACGAGACCCUAGAGCCACUAGCCGAUGUUCUAGGCGCCGCUAUUGGAGCCUCUCGCGCUGCCGUCGACGCAGGCUAUGCCGAUAACUCGCUGCAAGUUGGUCAGACAGGAAAGGUCGUCGCUCCUGAACUGUACAUCGCCGUCGGUAUCUCCGGCGCCAUUCAGCAUUUGGCCGGUAUGAAAGAUUCCAAGCUUAUUGUCGCUAUCAACAAGGACCCAGAUGCGCCCAUCUUCCAGGUCGCCGACGCCGGUCUUGUCGCUGAUCUCUUCGAAGCGGUCCCAGAGUUAGUCAAGAAACUUAAGGAUCAGCAGUAAUGAUUUUAUGUCAUCCAGCAGCGAGAAUAUACAGCUCGGAAACUUCUUCGAUGUUGGGGUAGAUUCGGAGUUCGCUGCAAGUUCGCCCAAGCGGGUUGCAUGAUAACGUGUCAUAGCUUCGCAGCCGUCUCCCCAUUUUCCUCCUGACUUGUCUGCAUAUCCAUCCAUCUUAACGCUCUCUCAUAUUGAGCACCUGGGUCUUCGCUAUCGACCCAUCCCCACUGGCCUUGGAACGCCAGAGCCAAUAUCUCUUCGUUGUCCCCGUAGUUGCUCCGGAGUUGACAGAGCUUGCCCGCGUUGUUGGAAGCGUUUAGAAUGUGAUUGGCGAAUGGCAGCCGAACGUGCUCGUAUGCCUUCAGGGCUUGUGAAAGAUUUGCGAGUGUGACUAACGGGUGGCCGAGAAUGCUGGACAGUAUAUAUGCAUCCUUUAAAUCUUAUCUCAG
Phanerochaete carnosa HHB-10118-sp is the source of this 1524-nucleotide messenger RNA. RefSeq lists its product as uncharacterized. The coding region runs from base 32 to 1081 and encodes 349 amino acids. The transcript has 3 exons. Lineage: Eukaryota; Fungi; Basidiomycota; Agaricomycetes; Polyporales; Phanerochaetaceae. Gene Ontology annotation, cellular component: mitochondrion. Gene Ontology annotation, molecular function: electron transfer activity; flavin adenine dinucleotide binding. The record is from RefSeq and is a predicted model, not a curated record.